AUGUAACGCCGUCAUGUGACCGGAUCAUCACAAACCUACUGACUGACUGACUCCAACCAGUAGAAAAUAAGCCACCAAGUUAAACCAUGGUUAAAAGCCGGACUCGAUUUCCCCGAAAGUAAAAUUGACUUGCGCUCACAGGGGAAGGGGCGAGUUUUUACGGAAGCUAUUAUGGCUCAAGCUGUUGGGAAAAAAUUGACAGGGCUUGUUGCGGCUACAUUCACUCCAUUCACCUCGCAAGGUGAAGUCAACCUAUCAGAGAUUGGACCUUAUAUUGACUACUUGACAGAGAAGCAAGGUGUAAAUAGCAUAUUUGUAAAUGGCACCACAGGAGAGGGCAUGUCUCUCAGCGUUGCAGAGAGGAAGUUACUGGCGGAGGACUGGUGUCGGAAAGCCAAGGGCAAAAUGGAGCAGGUGAUCGUGCACGUCGGCUGCACGAGUCUCAAAGAUUCCCAAGAACUGGCUCGCCAUGCAGUAGAGAUCAGUGCGGAUGGGAUCGCUGUCAUUGCUCCCUCCUUCUUCAAACCACGCUCUGCAGAGGCACUGAGGACGUACCUCCAGGCAGUGGCUUCAGUCGCCCCCACUGUGCCCUUCUAUUAUUACCAUAUUCCAGCUCUUACUGGUGUUACUGUACCUGCGAGAGACUUACUGGAAGGAAUCGAAACACUCAUCCCCUCCUUCAGGGGUGUGAAGUUCUCAGGAAGUGACCUGAUGGACUUUGGCCAGUGCAUCAGCCACAUUCAGCCCCACUGGUCAAUCCUGUACGGCGUGGAUGAGCAACUGCUGGCAGCCCUCGUGUUGGGUGCCCACGGAGCAGUCGGCAGCACGUACAACUAUCUGGGAAGUCACAUGAACAAGCUGGUGUCUGAGUUUGACAAUGGAAACCUUGCACAAGCAAGGAACAUUCAGUUCAAGAUGCAAGAGCUCAUCAGCUUUGCCAUAAAAGUUGGAUUCGAUGUGGGCGUGAACAAGCAGCUGAUGAUGGAGGUAUCCGGCCUGCACCUCGGCCCCCCUCGUCUCCCUGUGAUGCCGUGCACUAAAGAACACGCUCUGUCCAUCAAGCAGAAGUAUCAGCACCUCUUCCCUGUACACCCAUAGGGGCCUACCUUUCGUUAAGCAUUUAUGUACUGUAUCUGUGUAUUAUCCCUUCAAAGAAACCCAUUGUUUAAAAGGACACAAAUUAGGAACAUGUGUAAUUUUCCAACUGAAUGUAUACAAGGCUAGUAAUUCACUUACACUCCUUUGGGGGCUAAUAAAGGGCUUUCUUAACCUUUC
Molecule: messenger RNA, 1275 nt
Organism: Dunckerocampus dactyliophorus (ringed pipefish)
Lineage: Eukaryota; Metazoa; Chordata; Actinopteri; Syngnathiformes; Syngnathidae
Gene: npl
Product: N-acetylneuraminate pyruvate lyase (dihydrodipicolinate synthase)
Exons: 11
Coding region: 172-1098 (308 amino acids)
Biological process (GO): N-acetylneuraminate catabolic process
Molecular function (GO): 4-hydroxy-tetrahydrodipicolinate synthase activity; N-acetylneuraminate lyase activity
Source: RefSeq, a predicted model, not a curated record